AUGCUGGCGCCGCCGGCGCCCUGGGUUCCAUUGCUGGUUCUCGGCGUCGCGACACAGCGGGUCGUCCCUGACUGGCGCCAAGUGGAAGGCGAUGUAAAUUGGUUUGUCGGCUGUGGUCUGGGCAACUUUGACAUACGCGGGGCGAUUGCUGCGGGCCUUGAGCAGAACAAGGUGCGCAAGCAUGUGGCCUUCUGCUUGUCCCACUGCGGACCGCCUUCCUGCACUCUCAAAGCAGCGGAGACCAACUGCGACUGCCUGAAGUGUACAAUGUUUUGUCUUUCCAGAGGCUCCUACGUGGACUCCUGUCUAAAUAACCACACGUACGACAUGUGUACGGGCUUCAUGAACGACAUCUACGAUCAAACAAAUCGUUCCUGCGACGUGAACUGCAACAGCACAGUUGCAGGGCUCCUCCGACCAGUGCUAUUGAGAGCCAAGUUGCUUCGUUUUGUUCGCUUUGUUGGCUCUGAGCUGGGAACUGCGCAGGAGGAAGUGGUAUCGGCGCUGAAACACAGCCUUCAAACAGGUGAGCUGCCGAACCUCAUGUUCUAUGGGCCUCCAGGCACUGGAAAGACCACCGUGGCCCUGGCCCUCAUGAAGCAGUUCUUCGGACAAGACUGGCGGGCUCGUGUAAAGGAGCUCAAUGCCUCCGACGAGCGAGGAAUCACAGCGGUCCGGGAAAAGGUGAAGACCUUUGCGCAGCUGGCCCUCGGUGGAGAGAGCCACUCGGACACUAAGGCAAGGUUUCGGGUUAUCAUCCUGGACGAAGCUGACUCCAUGACGCACGACGCCCAGGCAGCCUUGCGAAGGAUCAUGGAGGAGUUUGUGCAUGUCACGCGCUUCAUCAUCAUUUGCAAUUACGUGUCCAAGAUCAUCGAGCCACUUCACUCUCGAUGUUCCAAGUUCCGGUUCCAGCUUGUAGGUGCGGAGUUUCAGAAAGCCCGGCUGCUCCACAUCUGCGCGCAGGAGAAGGUCGCUGUGAGCUCUGGCGCCCUGGAGCAGCUGAUCUCCCUUUCCAAGGGGGAUAUGCGCUGCGCUGUGACAAUGCUCCAGACGGCUGUCCAAGUGUAUGACAAGGUUGACGAGGCCUCCCUGGUCGAGGUUUUCUGCGCGGUGCCCGAGUGGAAGACGAAAGAGCUCCUCGCCUUCGCUUCUCGAAAAACAGCAGAGACCGACCAGGUCCUUCAAGCCGUGCGGAACUUCCUUUUGGAUGGCUUCUCUGGGCUGCAGGUCAUGGAGCAGUUGCUGGAGCUUGUUGCAGAGGAUACGUCGCUGCCGGACGGCAUCAAGGCAAAAUGUGCCAUGCUCUUCUCGCAGGCUGACGAGCGGCUGUGCCAAGGAUGCGAUGAGGAGCUUCAGCUCUUUGACCUUUUUGCCAAUCUCCGGCCUCUCAUCCAGGCCAGAUGA
Symbiodinium pilosum is the source of this 1407-nucleotide messenger RNA. Lineage: Eukaryota; Dinophyceae; Suessiales; Symbiodiniaceae. The record is from the annotation of a GenBank genome assembly.